Molecule: messenger RNA, 981 nt
Organism: Aspergillus pseudonomiae
Lineage: Eukaryota; Fungi; Ascomycota; Eurotiomycetes; Eurotiales; Aspergillaceae
Exons: 2
Coding region: 1-981 (326 amino acids)
Source: RefSeq, a predicted model, not a curated record
AUGCAGACCACAACAAUCACCGGUAGUGCCACCAUUACCAUAACAAUUGUUCCGUUGACAACAAUUUUUACCCCUCCUCCUGAUUGCUCAACUAGCUGGACCUUCGCGCCUACAAGUUCAGUCGGCGUGGUGAAUGGUAUCCUGAUACAAAAUGCAUUAAGCGUUGUGAGCUCAUGCUAUCCCUCGGGGUUGAGCAAUACGGGGAGAGCUAUGGCAACACAUGUUUUUAGUCCGGGAUAUUGCCCUACGGGAUACACAUCUGCAGACAUCACGAUCAAUGGACCGAUUACGACUGCAAUUUGCUGUCCCUCAAAUCACAACUAUUACAAGACCACUAUCCCUGGCAACUUCCCCCCACCACUGCUGGCUGGAUGUCUAAGCAGUAUGCCGUCAGAAUCAACCACCAAAGUGCUUGUUGCAGUUCCAGGCAAGGGUAAAGAAACACUUGUCAGCGGGCCUUUGACAAUGUGGGCUCAGCCCAUCACAGUGAUGCUUCAAUCAACAGAUUUAAGCUUAUAUGGGGACGUUUCUACUUCCUCAACCGCUACCCUCACGCCUGCAGUGUCUGCCCUACAGCCAACAUUAACACACUAUGACUACAACUCAACAGUACCCACAGACUUGGCACCGAACCCACCUCUCACAGCAGCAACCAUCACUGGUACACUUAUGACUCCAACUAUAUCGACAGCAGCGAUAGAACCAACCAGUCCAACAGACUUGACAGAGCCUGAUGCUCAUGAAACCACUGCCUUAUCCUCAAGUGCCAAAGCAGGAAUAGGCAUCGGUGCAGCUGCACUUGGGUUGGCCGUGUUUGUGAUAGCUAUUGCUUCGCGCGUAUUUCGUCGUCGACAAAAGAGCCGCCAGAGCGAGCCGGCACCGCAAGCCACCCCUCGUAGACCGGGUUCCUCCAGGAGCUUUAAGCCAUGGGCUAAAGUCAAAGAGAUACGGCGAGGGCCUCCAGCCGAGCUUGAAGCGUAA